Messenger RNA from Caenorhabditis sp. 36 PRJEB53466, 4619 nucleotides. NCBI's taxonomy places the organism in Eukaryota, Metazoa, Nematoda, Chromadorea, Rhabditida, Rhabditidae. The record is from the annotation of a GenBank genome assembly.
AUGGGAAACGAGCAUUCUAGAAGUUAUAAAGGUGAUCCCCUCUUUUCCAACUUUUCAAAAUUUCUCAAGCUAAUAACAAUCUCCGCCGGUUCCAUCCUAUUUUGUGAAUGUAUUUUGUAAACAAAACACUCAUUGUCAGGUGAAAAGAAAGAUGAACAGAUCAUUUGUUGAUUGGUCAAAACAAAACAAUUGAGGGAUAAUGUCAAUAGAGUCUCUCCAAUUCCCUCUCUUUAAACCAGAAAUUUGUUGUGAUCCAGGUCCUUCCUAUUUACGGAUCCAAUCCUCUUCUGAAGCUCUCUAAACAACCACCUUGAGUGAGGGAGGAAGAGCCGGCUUUCUCUCUCUCUCUCUCUCUCGAUUGGUAAGAGAGUCAAUGACGUGACUGACGGACGAUGAGCUUUGCCUCCCCAGCCUUUAUUUUUCUCGUUUGCGACUGGCGACGAGCCCAGCCCCUUAUCCUCCUGUCCCCAGUCAGCACCAAAGUCCUGUGACUUUUGAGGUGACCAUUCACGAGACCAAACGACUCGACUUCCCUUCCGUCCGUCUCUCUCUCUCUCUUUAUCCUGCGGCUCAUUGUUCAUUUCGACUUGAAAAACAUUAGAAGACAUCUGGCAACCAGCACAAGGCUAGCCGCUGUUAUUAUUGUUAUUAUUAUUUCAACACCCAUUCCCUUCGCUCAUUUCGCCAGCGUCAAUGGUGCAACUGGCCGAGUUCCAAAGGGCUUACUCGGAAGACCGGGUCUCCCCGGAUCGUAGUCUGUCCCGGUACACCCCGCCAUCUUCGUAUUCAAGACCCAGCUCUUCACGUUUAUCCCCUUUCGUCGGAUCCUACUCGAAUUGCAAUUCCAUCGAUGAGCUCUGCGACAGAUUCACCAGAUAUCAUCGACAAGUCAGAGGUACCUCUCACAUAAAAAUUGUGUGCACCCAUUCACUUUGCUCGUGACAUAUCAUCAUCAAAGAAUCUUCGCUCUGCUCCCAAAGUUCAUCGUGCUCGUGUGUUUUUCAAUCCUUUUUCACAAAUCAGCUGUCUCCUCGCGGGUGAUUCGUGAUUAGUUCUUCCCGUGCACUUACUACUCACAUGUCUCUGCCUUAACAAAACACAAAACACCUGUCUUUAGUUUUACCCAAAACCCUGUUGGAAACGGCACGUCACUUCACUUCCGAGCCGACCCAAAUUCACAGUGUAAUGACGGGGGAGCAAAACGUUCGAAAAUCUCCUUGAGUAGGAAAAAGAGAGGGAUGCGGCAACAGCAGCAGCAGCAAGGUUGUUGGAGUGAAAUGGAGAAAGUGGAGAAAGACGGAUAGAUUUUCACAUGUGGAAACCAACCUUUUCAACCCACCUUUGCCACCAUCGUUCCGAGGGGAACUCGCAUGACACACCUCCGAUGGCCGAAGUCUCACGGCAUUGCGUUUUCUAGGCCACCGGCAAAAUUUUAAAUCUUUUUCACACGGGAAUAGUUUUCUUUUGAGCAAAAACUGCAGAAAUUAAGUAUUUCAAUAUCCGGAGUAAUAUAAUACAGAUUUUUUGGUCAAAUUCCGCACCUAAUCAGCCGUCAUCUUGCAUAAAACAUUCAUUUCUUUUGCAGAUAUGGUUAGCACCUUUGGAAAUGUACAAAUCGACGACGAAACAAGAGACAUGAUCAAUCAAGCUUCGUCCGGAUCCAGACCAUCGCUGCAAUUCCAUUACAUUCACGGAGCCAAUGUGGUCAUCAUGAAAAGUGAGUUUCUAGAAAUUUGGAAAAAAAGCAAUGGAAAAUGUUCAGAUGGCAAAUUGGCGAAGCGUCGUGAGAGCUUCUGCAAAGGACUUGCCUUUUCAAACAGGUAACACUUCCAUUAAAUUGUAGAAGUUCUAAAAAAAAACAUGUUUUUUUCAGACCGAUCGAUAUCGAUGAGAACAUUUGUCUCCGUUUGUGCGAAGUGGCGACGAAUUGGUCAGGAGUGCUCAGAUUCGGAGUGACCAACGACGAUCCAGACACAUAUCGCGAUGUUCCAGUACCAACUUUUGCCUGCCCGGAUCUCACCACAAAAGACGGAUAUUGGGCGAAGGCGCUGCCAGAAAGAUACUCGAACGAAGGCAACAUUCUGCACUUUUAUGUCAACGGAGCCGGAGAACUGUUCUAUGGUAUCAAUGGAUCUCAGAAGGUUUGUAACUUAACUAACUUAUAGGCAAAAAUGAACGUUUUUUGCAGGGUAUGUUUCUGACUGGAAUCAAUGUGCACCGACCGAUGUGGCUUAUACUCGACAUAUAUGGAAAUUCCGUCGCUGUGGAAAUUAUGGGUGAGUUUUCAGUUUGCAAAAGAAAACAUCUUUAAAACAAAGCAAUGACAUCAUUUUCUCAAAAGAUUGAGCAUGUUGACCACUGCCAAUGAGCACGGUUGUCCAUGCGAAGGCCGAUAGUGGGGACCGGUUUCUGCGGAUGGCCGCCUGUUUGUACGCAUGAUUCAUUUCGAAGCCAAACAUUCGGCCCUCUUUCCUCUCUAAAUCCCUCUUUCGCAUACCACUUUCACUUCCUUUACGAUUUGUUCUAAAAAUCCAUCUAUUUCUGCGUCGUACAGUUGUAGCCUCCCAAAACUGAAUUAUCAAGUUGAGGCAUCUACUUGUACAAACAAAACUUUUGUCUUUUUGUUUCCCAUACGGUUCGGUCUCUCUGUGUUCGUAAACAAUCGGCUGAGUACGUGUACUCGGCAGACAGUGCAUUCACAUUGAUUCAUCUUUUUUUUGCUGCUGCCAAAUUGACUUGAUCUGUACAACAUAGUGCGUGUGCUUAUCACUGAACAUUCAAUAGACAAUGAGUGCACUAGAACAGAAAUUGAGACUCUGUGAGUGUUAUCAUCAAACUUUUUCCGUAAAUGACGUCACAAUUCUUUAGAUGCUGCCGACUUCCGACCGAGAAGAAGUGCCCCGCCGCCUCCGACGCUUCCAGCUCCGCCACGUCCUGUCACAGUCGUCACGCCGCCGCCGCCGACGUCCUCAGAAAGCGCACUGGCGUCUAGAACCGAUGACUCAGGUAGGUCAAUACCCAUUUUGUGGUUGAGGUGGAAAUUAGGAUAAGACGUUUUCGAGGGAGUGAUUCAUUUCGUUGUGAAUCAUUCAGUCUCUUUGGCGAAAAGACUGCAAGAUUCUGAGCGGAGAUUGUUUCAUGAUGACCGAUGAAAUGGGUACAGUCUUUUCCAUGACGUCAUUCAGAUGGUUUGAUCUCAUUCAGAAACUUAUUUCAGGCAUCUGCCCACUCCGCUUUCAUGCUGUCAAAGGUCGUCAUAUCACGUUGAACCCGUUCCGUAACAUUGCCACACGUGAUCAGGCGGAAUACUCGCAAGGCUACGUUUUCACAGAGAGACCGAUCAAAAACAAUGAGAAAGUGAUGAUUAUGGUGAGCAGCUGACUGCCGACUUAUCUGUUGAUUGAAAAAAAUUUGCAGGUAAAUCAGGUGCAACGGCUCUACGAAGGAGGACUGGCAUUUGGAGUGACAUGCUGCGAUCCGCUCACGAUUCGGACCGCCGAACUUCCGGAUGACUCGUCCGAUUUGGUCGAAAUGCCGCAGUAUUGGGUGGGCAUCAAGGACAUUGCUCUGCAGCCAAAAGCCAACAGCCUUUUGUCGUUCUGGAUCACGGAUUCCGGAGAAGUCAAGUUUGAAGUCGACGACAAGGGCGCGCGCACGUGUCUUCACGUCGACAACUCGUUAGAGCUCUAUAUGUACUUUGAUGUCUACGGAUCCACGCUCGCCAUCAAAAUGCUCGGAUGUGUCGCCGUCUCCAGAUCUCAUUCUCCAGCGGCCAGAGACAGAGAACGCACUAGAAAUGAUCAGCCACUAUCGAUUCCAAGACGUCCGGCUCGUAUUGCUUCCGGAUCGGAUACGACUCUCGCCCCGGCAUUGCCGGCCAGAAACCCACCGCCGAUUCCACAAAGUCCGUUGAGAGUGAAUAGUAAGUUAUUAGAAAGUGAGGCGAGUGACUAACAAUAUUUAUUUUCAGUCCGUGACUCUACCGAAGGCUCUUCCAGCACCUCGUCAAUUCCAGCCAGACAGGCCAUCGAUGAACUCAUUGGCGCUUUCGUUCCAGUGACCCCUCCACCAGUGGCUCCACGGGUAAAGAAAUUGGCCGCUGAUAACUGUGUGUUAAUGAAUCGAUUCCAGACAAAUCUCCCGUCGACCUCUUCCUCCGCCGCUCCGUCUGUCCGUUUGCCCGCUAGACCGAACAAAUCAACGCCUCCGCCGGCAUUCAGCCCUCCACCACUGCCGAAGACGUUCAAGAAGCAGAAGGACAACGACGAAGGAUCUGCUGAGGAAGACGAGUGCACUGUAAGUCGUUUUUCUAAAAAAAUUUGAGGAAACUUUGGAAGAGAGAAAAUUCUGCAAAUAACUUGUUCAAAGUUUGAUAUAGUCGAGCGAACCUGAUUCGAAAACGCCAAAGAAAAAAAAAAGCUGCUGCCCGUUUUUGGGUCAGUUCGAGAAUAAAAUGUAAAUUUCAGAUCUGUAUGGACGCCCCUGUCAACUCCGUACUGUACACGUGCGGACACAUGUGCAUGUGCUACGACUGUGGGAACCGCCUUCUGAACACCAAGGGAACGUGCCCGAUCUGCCGCGCUCCCGUUCAGGAUGUCAUCAAAACAUACAAAUCGUGA